Jatropha curcas is the source of this 3294-nucleotide messenger RNA. Its product is annotated as disease resistance RPP13-like protein 4. Lineage: Eukaryota; Viridiplantae; Streptophyta; Magnoliopsida; Malpighiales; Euphorbiaceae. Gene Ontology annotation, molecular function: ADP binding. The record is from RefSeq and is a predicted model, not a curated record. Gene Ontology annotation, biological process: defense response to other organism.
UUACAGGGUGGACUUGUCAUUAACAUCUCUGAUUCAACUUGAAAAGGGAGACAAAAUGGGACGCAAGUUCAUCCACACAAGACCAUCAUAAUUGUCAAACUAUUCUAAGUCGUUACUGAAAUCUUUUACAUUGAAUGUAAUAUGAUCCAUAAAAAGAGAUACAUGAGCAAAAAACUUGGGUUUAUCAGACCAACAGGCAACAGAUACAACAUCCCCACUUCCUAGCAUAUAUUUUCCAUGCCUUUUCCAGCUGACUCCACAGGAUUUUAAGUACAUACAAGCUUGGAAUCACAAAAAGAAAUAAAAGCAAUACUUGACAUUUUACAGGUUGUAAAUUCAGUGAUGGCAGAGGCUAUGAUUGAGGUCCUUAUAGAGCAACUAAUUCAAGCACUCAAGAAACAGAGCGAGUAUGUUCUUGAAUUUCGAAGUCAGUUCAGUGAAAUGAAGGCACAGCUAGACCUUAUGAAAUCCUUUCUUAUAGAUGCUUACAAGCUCAAAAGAAAGGAGGAAACUGUGAAGACAACCUUAAGUAUGCUCAGAGAACUGAUUUAUGAUGCAGAGGACAUAUUGACAGACUGCCUCCUCAGAGCAGAAUAUAGGAAAGAAAGGUUUCACCUAAACAACUUCUCCCCGCAUGAGUUGAUCUUCCAGUAUCGUACAGGGAAAAAACUGAAAAGCAUUAAUGAGAGAAUUGAAAAGAUGCAGAAGAUCUUGCAAUCGUAUUUCAAGACAAUUGGACCACAAAGCAUCCAUGACAAAAGUGGUAGCUUUGGGAAGAGGUGGACAUCACCAGUCUAUGAUGAAUCUACAGUAGUUGGUUUGACAGAAGAUACAAGAAAGAUAAUAGGCUGGAUUCUUCCAGAAAACAGGGUAUUGCACCAAGUUGGGAUCGUGGGGAUGGGAGGUUUGGGAAAAACAACAAUAACACAGAAGAUCUUUAACAACAAACAAAUUGUUGAUCGUUUUGAGAAGAGGAUUUGGGUCUCAAUAUCUCAAACUGUCAAUGAAGAAGAGAUUAUGAAGACCAUGUUGAAACAAUUGGGAGAGGAUAUCAAUGGACUGGACAUGGCUCAAAUGCUACCAAAAAUUAAGCAAACGCUUGAAAAUCGGAGUUACUUGAUUGUAAUGGAUGAUGUAUGGAGUGCUGAAGGCUGGUGGGACAGAAUAUGUGCUGGGCUACCAAAGAGGGAGGGGAAAAGCAGUGGCAUGAUAAUCACAACGAGGAUAGAAAAUGUCGCAACUGAAAUGGGAGUUGAGAAAGCACGAAUUCAUCAGCCCAGAAUUCUGAAUGAAGAAGAAAGUUGGGCACUAUUUUGCAAAAUUGCAUUUGCAUCAGAUAUAGAAGCACAGCAGCAUUUUCAGUUGGAAGAAGUGGGGAAAGACAUAGUGAAAAAAUGCGGAGGACUUCCUCUAGCAAUCAAGACCAUAGGAGGCUUACUGAGGUCAAAAACUCAAUCUACAGAAGUCUGGAGAAGGAUUUGUAACAAUUUCCGUGAUGCACUGGCUACAAGAGAAAGUGAAAGUUCAGUCAUGGCUUCUUUACAACUUAGUUACGACGAGCUUCCUAUUCGAUUGAAGCAGUGCCUAUUGUGCUUUUCCAUGUAUCCAGAGGACUCCGAAAUAUGGGCUGAGCAGUUAGCUUGUUGGUGGAUUGGAGAAGGUUUCAUUGAGGGGAAUGGCACAAGAACCGCAAUGGAACUAGCCUUUGACUAUCUAUCUGAGCUCAUCAGCAGGUGCCUAGUUGAAGUUGUGCAGCAAAGAGGCUAUGAUGGAAGAAUCUACAGUUGCAAGAUGCAUGAUAUGGUGAGGGAUUUGACCAUCAAAAUUGCCAGAGAAGAGGCAUUUUGCAACUUUGACGAACAAGGCAGGCAACGGCCCUCACCACAGUCCCGACGUUUGAGUUUUACAUGUGAAGCAGACACAAAAUCACUAAACAGAAAAUCCAAGCUCCGGGCAGUGCUGACGAUGACAAACUCCCCAAUUAUAAUUUACAGGAAUAAUGGACUAUUUGCAGUUAAGUCCCUCAGAGUGUUAGAUUUCUCACAAAAUAGAAUGGAAAAUAUUAGCAUGGAUGACUUAUUCAUUUGGAUCAGUUCCCUUGAACGCCUAGCAUAUCUGAAUUUAAGGGGGGUUUCUACCCUAAAAGAAUUGCCGUGUUCAGUUGGAAAGCUGCAUAACCUCCAACUUUUGGUUUUAUCAGGAUGCAGUCAUCUACAAAAACUGACCUCAUCAAUUACAUCCUUGAAGAAGUUGACUAUCUUGGACAUCGGGUAUUGUCCUAUUCAAUAUGUUCCCCAGGGAAUGGGAAGGCUCUCAAAUCUCCAAGAGCUGUCCGGAUUCAAACUAGUGGGUGCUGCUAACAAGGAUGCUUGUAAAUUAAGGGAGCUCCAAAAUUUGUGGCGACUCAAGGUACUAAGAAUAAACAUGUGCGAAGAAAGUGAAAUAGAAGAAGAAGAACUAACAGUCCUAUCACAUCUUAAACAGCUUAAGGUUUUAUCAAUUAAUGCUGAAGGAUGUGACAAAGAAGAGAUUUUUCAGAAGCUGGAUAGACUUUCUCCUCCUCCACAUCUUCAAGAGCUGUAUCUGAGGUAUUACCGUGGCAUAUUUCCACCACAAUGGAUUAAUCCCACAUCUCUAUGCCAUUUGCAAUAUCUUUGCAUUGAAAAUGGAGACCUGAAGUCCAUGAACUCCAGCUUUGAGGAUAUAAAUGGCACCACUUGGAAGGUUGAAGGCCUAUGUCUGAAGUUCCUAGCAAGGUUGCAUAUGGAAUGGGAGAUGGUGCAGCGGAUGAUGCCGCAAAUAAGGUAUGUGGAGGUUAGCCACUGUUACAUGUUGAAGUCAUUCCCUUGUAACAUUGAAAAACUAGGGGUAUGGAGAAAAUGAGGGAAAAGAAAUCAUAGGGCCAGGGAAGAAAGACAGACUUGACAUUAAAAUAUCUACAGAAACUAGUGUCUUAAUGUCAUCUAUACAGGAUUUCCAUUUCUCUGGAAAUAAUACAUAGAGAUAGUUGCAUGUACAACAUCCCUGAACUGUUGAAUGAGUCAGUUUUUAAAGAGGGAAAUUUGUUUCUUUGUGGUUUCAGAGUUAUACUGUACUGAGUCACUUGAAUCAGCUUUGAAAUAAUAUUUUAAGAAGGCACACAUCCAGAUUCAAAACCAUUCAGUUAAGAGAAAUCUUUUAAUUUUCAGUCUAAUGUAUAAGUGUAUCAUUUUCGGUUAGUUGAAGCAGCUGUGAAUAAUAUGCUAAGGCCCCAGAUGUAAUCAAAAUUACUGAAUAGAGUUUGUUUUGUCUCAA